UGUUCUGUCCCAGGCUGGAGUGAGUGGCACUGCUCCUCUGGAGAGCACACGGUUAGCUCAACGGACGAGAGUCUCACAGUAGAGCUCCAGCGCGCGAGCUAAUCAGCAUCAUCUCUACCUGCCCCAUCCAGAACAGUUCACAGAAGGGAAAUACCAGGAAGAUAAUGACCUAAGAGUUGUCUUUUUGCAGUUAUUUGAAAUUCCAUAAAAAGACUGUGGAAUACAGCACUGAAUUCUGUAUUCCAGAGCAGUGUAUUCCUAAGCUUUUGGGGACAAUGGGGAAGAGCCGGUUGUUACUGUAUGCCCUCUGGGGUAUAAUGAUUUUUGGCCUAUUCCAAAAGCUUGAAGCUCAGGAUGCCCCUGCGCCAGCCGACCUUGUACUCUUAAUUGACGGAUCAGAGAACGUUGGAGCUGCCAACUUCCCCCUCUUCCGCGAUUUGGCUGUCCAAGUGAUUGAGGGACUUGCCGUGGGCAGGGAUGCAAUCCGUGUAGCCAUCGUGCUUUAUGGUGCCGACCCUGACAUUCAGUUCUAUCUCAAUAGCUAUGACAACAAACAGAGUGUCCUCAGUGCUAUCCGGGGUCUUAAGUACCCUGGCACUUAUGAGGCAAAUCUGGGGGCCGCUUUGGAGGAGGUGGCAGACAGUCUAUUGGGCCAAGAUGCAGGAGGCAGGGCUGAGGAAGGGGUACCCCAGGUGCUGGUGGUGAUAAGUGCGGGGAAGUCCAGUGAUGAUGUCAGUGAGGGCGAAAGGGUCCUAAAGCAGGCCAGUGUGUACACCUUUGGCAUUGCUGUGGGUGAUUCUGCUACUGCCCAACUGGAAGCUAUUGCUACAGACAAAAGCUUUGUUCUGCCCGCUCCUGAUGUCAGAACAGUGGCAGGCAUGGGUGACCAGAUACUGCCAUACAUUAAUGGGGUCGCACAGCGCUCCAUUAUGAUUGAAACAGAUUUCACAGAAGCUUUGGCUGUUGGGAAGAGAGAUAUCAUUUUCCUCAUUGACAGUAGCAUGGGUACCAUCGUAAUCAAUGCAGUGCGAGAAUUCAUCAAAAGGUUCAUUGACACCAUGCCAAUUGGUCCUGAUCAGGUGCAGGUCGGAGUGGCCAUGUUUUCCACAACCCCAAGAAUGGAGAUCAAUCUCAACUCAUUCAGUUCAAAGGAAUCACUAAUCUCUGCCCUCGCAAAAAUAAAACCCAAAUCUUCUGUUGAAGUCAACAUUGGUGCUGCCUUGGAUUAUGUGAGGAACAACAUGAUCACAGCUGAGAGUGGGAGUCGCAUUCGAGAUCAAGUGCCACAGCUUGUGUUGCUCCUAACCAGUAAAAAAUCCAAAGACAGUGUCCAACAGCAAGCUGAUGCCCUUCGUCAAAUGGGUGUUCUGACUCUGGCUGCAGGCUCCAGGGCUGCUGAUGAGGCUGAGCUCAAGCAAAUAGCUUUUGAUGAAAGUGUGGUUUUCAUGCUGAAGGACUUCAGGAUCUUACUGCGCAACCCCAAAGAAAUUAUCUCCCCUCUCUCUACAUUGUCUGGUAUUGUUGUAACAGAGGGUCCAACUGAAACAGUUGAUGUUACUACGGUCCACACCCAAAGAGUUGUCCGAGACAUUGUCUUCUUGGUGGAUGGAUCUAACUAUGUUGGAAAUAAUCAGCAAUUUGUGCUGGACUUCAUUACCGAAGUGGUAAACAGACUAGAUGUUCGACCUGAACGAGUGCGCAUUGGACUAAUGCAGUUUGCUGAAAGGCCCCGUACAGAGUUUUUUCUGAAUGCCCACAACACCAAACAGGAUGUGCUCUCUGCCAUCGCUCAGCUGAGAUUGAUGGGAGGACGUGCAUUGAACACUGGUGCAGCUCUAGAGUAUGCCCUAACCAACCACUUCAAGCCCUCUGCUGGGUCUCGUAGGAGAGAGGGGAUCCAACAGGUACUGGUUUUAAUAACAGGAGGACCAUCUCAAGAUGAAGUCAAGAGGAUUGCAGACAGGGUAGCCUUAGCGAGUGUUUUGACAUUUGCUGUUGGAGCUGGCCAAGUUGAAGAACGUUUCCUAAAAACUGUUGCUUUCGUUGAAAAUUUGGCAUACUACAGAACAGAUUUUGCUGACUUGUCAAGUGUCGUUGAUGAAAUUAUGACACCACUGGUCACUGUUGUUGGGGAGACUGAUACUUCAGUAACAGAAUUUGAACCAAUAAGUCCCCCUGGUGGAGAAAGGGAUGUUGCUUUCUUGAUUGAUGGCUCUGAUGAUGUAAGAAAUGACUUUCCUUAUAUCCGUGACUUCAUUUCCAAAGUUAUUGAGCCUCUGGAUAUAGGCUUUGAUAAAGUUCGAGUUUCUGUGGUCCAACAUAGUGAGAGACCAAGUCCUAACUUCUACCUGAAUACUUAUCGAACCAAAGAUGAUGUGCUGAGAGCUGUAAGUGGACUCAGUCUGGCAGGUGGCAGAAGUUUAAAUACCGGAGUCGCCUUGACUUUCAUGAAAAACACCAUCUUGUCACCAGCAAAUGGUGGUCGAGCUGGUCAAAAUGUUCCCCAAUUUCUCAUCGUUUUGACUGGGGGGAGAUCAAGAGACAGUGUUCGAGAACCUGCAGUUGCCCUAAAGACUGAGGGAGUUGUUCCUUUUGGUGUUGGCGUGAAGAAUGCAGACCCUAAACAGAUUGAGGCCAUCUCUCACAAUCCAUCAUUUGCUUUCAAUGUGAAGGAAUUCAGCCAGCUCAACACUGUUCAGGAAAGGCUCAAGAACUAUGUGAACCUGCCAGAUCAAGAACUGAAGGUCUUUCUAGAGGAAGGAAUUAACAAACGGGAUAUAGUUUUUCUCCUUGAUGGCUCCGAUGACUCCAAAAAUGGACUUCUUGCCAUCCGUGAGUUUAUCCGGAGAAUGGCAGAGGAUCUUGACAUUGACCAGGACAUUGUUCGAGUUGCUGUAAUACAGUACAGUGAAGAUGCUUUGACUCAUUUCCUACUUAAUACUUACAGUAGUAAGAAAGCUGUACUUUAUGCCAUUAAUGGGCUUACAGCAAAAGGUGGAAGAAAUCUAAAUACUGGGGCAGCACUACAAUAUGUCAGGGACAAUGUUUUUACUUCUGCUUCUGGAAGUAGGCAUCAACUAGGAGUACCUCAGUUGUUGAUUGUUAUGACUGGUGGAGGGUCCAGUGAUGAUGUGGCAGGUCCAGCUGAAGAUCUCAAAAAUAUUGGCAUUCUGUCCAUUGCCAUUGGAAUAAAGAAUGCUGUAGAGGCAGACCUCCAACGUAUAGCAUUCUCACCUAGAUUUCUUUUUAAUCUUCCAGCCUUUGGUGAACUUUUAAAUAUACAACCUGAUAUUCUAUCCUUUAUCAAAUCCAAAAUGGGAAUAGAACCCCCUACUAUUGUUGUUGAACUGGAUGCAGCUCAAAGAGACAUUGUCUUUGUUCUGGAUGGGUCUGAUGACACCAGGGAUGCAUUUAAACAAAUGUGUCAUUUUGUUCAAAGAGUGGUGGACAAACUCAAUAUUGGGCCAAGCAGAGACAGAGUGUCUGUAGUUCAAUACAGCAGCGAGCCACAGGUCCAUUUUUACCUCAACACACAUGCCACAAAGCAAGACAUUCUCAAUUCAAUUGAGAGUCUGCAACACCAGGGAGGAAGUCCUCUCAACACAGGAAGAGCACUUGACUAUACCAAAAAGAACAUAUUCAUUGCCUCUUCUGGGAGCAGAAUCCUAGAAGGGGCUCCUCAGGCGCUUGUGCUUGUGACUGGAGGAAGGUCUCAGGAUGAUGUUAGAGCUCCAGCUGCUGCUCUGAAAAAGGAUCAAAUUGUAACAUUCAGUAUUGGCAAUCAAAAUGCAGAUGUUAUUCAACUCCAGGCAAUUUCAUAUACUCCUGCCCAUACUCUUACUGUUCCUCAGUUUGAUGACCUUCAAACCAUUGAACAGAAACUUGUGUCAUAUGUAAAAAGAAUUCCUCGUCAGCCUAGGAGGCUUCCACAGACUACAACAGUGGAGUCACAAGGACCUAAGAAGGACAUCGUCUUUGUGAUUGAUGGCUCAGAAAGUGUUGGCAGAGAGUUCCCAAUUAUCCAGGAGUUUGUGCGCAGAGUUGUGGAGAACCUCAAUGUUGGCGAGAACAAGAUCCGAGUAGGUGUGGUGCAGUAUGGAGAUUCACCGUAUGCAGACAUAUACCUCAACUCACACAGAACCAAAGAAGGUGUCCUAAAUGGCAUUAAGGAACUCCGACAACGAGGGGGGAGACAGCGUAACCUUGGUCGGACAAUUGACUUUGUUAGUCGUGAAGUUCUGGCUUCUGGACGUGGUGGAAGGAAACAGGAAGGAGUUCCACAAUUUGUUGUUGUAAUUUCUGGAGGAAAAGCAACUGAUAAUAUAAGACCAUCUGCAACUGCACUAAAACAAUCUGGAGUCGUCCCUUUUAGCAUAGGAACAAGAGACGUGGACACUCGGGAAUUACAGGUGACAUCCUAUGUCCCCAGAUUUGCCUACACAGUUGAUGACUUGCCUGGACUAUAUACAAUUCAGGACACACUCAUCACCACCCUGACAGAGUUAUCUAGUGAAGAGUUAAACAAAUUGCGCCCUGAGUACCCUACAGAGUUUGUAUUUCCAGUACCAGUACCUCGUGGAGAUAAAAGGGAUGUUGUUUUCCUCAUUGAUGGCACAUCAAAGAUGCGGAGUGAGUUUCCUGCCAUAAGAGACAUGGUUCUGCGAGUGGUGGAAAAGUUAGAUGUGGGUCUAGACGAUGUGAGAGUCUCAGUUGUGCAGUACAGUGAUGAUCCCAAAUUGGAGUUUCUUCUCAAUGAGCACUCCACCAAGGAUGAAGUUCGCCAAGCAAUACGAAGAAUGAGAAGCAAAGGUGGCAAUCAGCUUAACACUGGCCAAGCUCUGGAAUAUGUUUCAAAGAACAUCUACCAAAGAUCUGCUGGAAGCCGUGUAGAAGAGGGUGUGCCCCAGUUUCUUAUCUUGGUAACCGGAGGAAAGUCAAAUGAUGAUGUGUCUGGCCCUGCUAACCAACUGAAGUCAAGCCGCGUAGCUCCCUUAGCAGUUGGAGCUCACAAUGCUGACGAAGAGGAAUUAAAACGAAUUUCCUUUAGUCCAGAGCUAACAUACACAAUAAGAGACUUCCAGCAACUUCCAAGAGUGGAGCAAGAGCUUUUUACUAAAGUCAGUACCAUGACCAGAGAUGAAAUUGCAGCUCCCCCUACGCCUAGAGUCCCACUUGGUCUUGGAAGAAAGGACAUCAUCUUCCUCAUUGAUGGCUCUGAUAGUGUUGGACAGAGCGGUGUUGCUCACAUUCGUGACUUCAUCUUGAAAGUGGUUGAUCAGCUUGAUGUACGACCUGACCAAGUUCGUGUGGCUCUUGUGCAGUAUGGUGAAAGGCCUAAAACUGAAUUCUCUUUGAACUCUCAUGACAACAAGCAAUCUGUUAUCUCUGCAAUUAAGAGGUUGCGCCAUAUGGGUGGACGCGGUUCUGAUCUAGCUGAGGCAAUAAAAUAUGUAAUUCGAAACGAGCUCCAAGCAUCUGCUGGGGUACGUCUAACACAGGCUUCACAGCAUUUAGUUGUGCUAACUGGUGGAAGAUCAACCUCCGAUGUAUCUACUUAUGGCCCACUUCUCAAAGGCUCUCGCGUAAAUUGUAUUGGAAUUGGUGCAGAAAAUGCAGAUCCAAGACAACUGGAACAAAUUACUACCACUGCUGAUGAUGUCCUGCAAGUGUCUGCGUUCCCAAAUCUUCCGAACAUACAGAGCAAGUUUAUAGCCAGACUUAAUGGAACGAUUAUAGAGGUGACUCCCACUGAGGAGCCAGGUCCUGUGCUCCCACAGGCCAAGACUGCUGAUAUUGUGUUUUUGGUUGAUGGCUCAAUCAAUCUUGGCAGGGACAAUUUUAAAGAAGUCAUGGAAUUCAUUCUUAAUUUAAUUGACCUGUUCUUCACUGAGAGAGACAAUCUUCAAAUUGGUCUAGCACAUUAUGCUACAGAUGUGACUGAUGUUUUCUACCUCAAUACUUACAAAAAUAAGGAUGACAUUAUUAAUGCCAUAACUCGAGCCGAGUACAAGGGAGGUCGGGAAAUUAAAACAGGCAAUGCUAUUCGCUAUGUUCAGAAAACACACUUUGUCAAAGAAAGAGGCAGUAGAAAGGAUGAGGGAAUUCCACAAAUUCUGAUGGUAGUCACUGGUGGACGGUCAAGGGAUGACAGCAAAUCAGCGGCACUAGCUCUCAAAGCUAGUGGUGUGCGGAUCUAUGCUGUUGGGGUGGGUGAUAUUGAGGAUGAGCUCAAUAAUUUGGGCAGUGAAGCUACUACAGUGGCCCGAGCCAGCACCUUCCAAGAGCUCUCUGAACUGAAUGAGCAGAUUUUGGAAACACUGGAUGAUGAGGUGAAAGGAGUUGAUCUGUGCACUGGAGUAAAGGAAACUACAAAAGAAUGCAAGCUGAAUGUUCUUGUGGGGUUUGAUGUGGCUGCACAGAACAUCUUUGCUGCUCAGAGGACAUUAGAGACGAAGGUGGCUACUAUUGUCCAACGCAUUACCCAGAUGCAGCCCAUCAGCUGCACUUCUGGCCAGGUUCCCUCAGUACAAGUGGGCUUACUAGCAAUGGACUCUGCCUCUGAACCUGUUCAGCUGGACUUCACCAACAGAUACUCAGAGCUUAUUGAGCCCUUCAAGGCCCUGCGAAACCGCGGACCUUUCGUUCUAAAUGCUGCCACAAUCAAAGCUUAUGCCGACAGAUUCAAGAGUCAGCCUUCAGAUAGUGUUAAGGUUGUGAUCCACUUAACUGAUGGAUUAGAUGCCCAAUAUAACAUCCUGAAAGAGCGAGUUGAACUGAUGCGUUCAGCUGGUGUGAGUAGUUUUAUUCUUGUUGCCUUGGAGAGAGUGCCACGAUUUGAGGAUGCAGUUCUCUUAGAAUUUGGCCGUGGCUUUAGGUACACACGACCUUUACGUGUCAACCUCAUGGACUUGGAUUAUGAACUUCUCGAAGAACUUGAUAACAUUGCUGAGCGGGAGUGCUGUUCUGUUCCAUGCAAGUGUAAUGGCCAGAGAGGGGACAGAGGGGCUGUUGGUAUUCCUGGACCAAAGGGUCAAUCUGGCGGUCAAGGCUUGAGAGGACAUCCCGGUGAUGAAGGUGGUCCUGGAGAAAGAGGUCCACCUGGUGUAAAUGGAACUCAAGGAUUCCAAGGAUGUCCAGGUCAAAGAGGUGUUAAAGGAUCUCGAGGAUACAACGGUGAAAAGGGUGAAAUUGGAGAGAUUGGUUUAGAUGGAAUCAAUGGAGAGGAGGGUAAAAGUGGUGUUGCUGGCCCUCCAGGAAACAGAGGAAACUCUGGCCAAAGGGGACCUAAAGGGGCCAAAGGGCAGGCAGGAGACGUUGGUCAGACUGGAAUCCGUGGUGAUCCUGGCAUCCCAGGAAGAGACAACCUUCAGAGGGGACCAAAAGGUGAUCCAGGCGAUGCUGGCCCACCGGGAGAGCCAGGGGUGGACGGAAAUAAGGGAGGACCUGGUGAACCAGGCAGAAGGGGCGCUGAUGGUAGAAGAGGUCCUCCUGGUCAAGCGGGUGCUGCUGGAAGGCCAGGAAGUGAUGGUUUACCAGGAGAGACAGGAAUUGGAGGAUCUCGGGGUUCCGCUGGACCAAUUGGAGCACCUGGUAUAAGAGGAGAGGAUGGAAACCCUGGUCCAAGGGGGCCAGGAGGACUGCCAGGAUCUGCUGGAGAAAAGGGUAGAAGAGGUGCCAUUGGCCGGAAGGGUGAACCUGGGGAGCCAGGACCUAAAGGUGUUGUUGGACCCCCGGGACCCCGUGGGGAGCCUGGUGAAGAUGGACGAGAUGGGUUUGGUAUACCUGGUCCCAAAGGACGAAAAGGUGAUGAAGGUUUCCCUGGUUUCCCUGGUCCAAAGGGUGAAGCAGGUGACUCUGGUUCAAAAGGAGGAUCUGGACCUAGAGGAAACAAUGGCCAGAGAGGUACCUCAGGGGUACCUGGUGGACCUGGACAAAAGGGAGAUAUUGGAUACCCAGGGCCCUAUGGUCUAAAAGGACCCAGAGGAACUGGUGCAGUGCAAUGUGAACUGGUCAAGAAAAUUAGGGAUAACUGUCCCUGCUGCUAUGGUGCUCAGGAAUGUCCUCUAUACCCUACUGAGUUGGCCUUUGCCCUGGAUGCAUCAGAUGGUGUAUCACGCUCUGCUUUCAACAAUAUGCGUGACACUGUUCUCCGCCUGGUCAGUGACAUCACUAUCGCUGAGAGCAACUGUCCCCGAGGUGCCCGUGUUGCUCUAGCGCUAUACAACAAUGAGGUGACUACUGAGAUCCGCUUUGCAGAUACCCAGAAGAAGCGGUCACUUGUUGAGCUAGUUCAAGGGCUCCAGAUUCAGCAGACCCGUAAGCAGCGCAGCUUGGAGACAGCCAUGAACUUUGUUGCACAGAACACAUUUAAGAGAGUUCGCAGUGGGUUUCUUGUGCGCAAGGUUGCUGUUUUCUUUGUCAACGGCCCUGUGACAGUGAAUCAAGAAUUCAGUGCUGCUGCUUUGCGCCUCUAUGAUGCAGGAAUUUCCUCUGUAUUCCUUCUGAACCGUGAAGAUCGCCAACUCACACGAGCCUUGCAGCUUAACAACACUGCCAUAGCCCAGAUUAUCGUCCUACCCUCACCUGGAAGUGCUGAAUACAACAAUGUCAUCAAGAAGGUCAUGACCUGCCAUAUUUGCCUAGAUUUCUGUGCCCCGGAUCAAAUGUGUGAUUAUAUCUCACAUCGUGGAGUUCGGGACCGGAGAGAUCCAACCACUGACUUAGACAUCGACAUGGCCUUUGUUCUUGAUAGUUCAGAGAGCACCUGGCCCUCCGUCUUCACAGAGAUAAAGCAAUAUGUGGCUCUAAUGACAGAACAACUUGAGAUGUCCCCGGAGCCAGCCAGCACUACCCAUCAUGCUCGAGUAGCACUUGUUCAGCAUGCACCUUAUGAAUACUUGCACAAUGGCAGUGGCAUUCCCAUCAGCGUGACCUUUGGUUUGACAGAUCACAAGUCACCAAACAGUGUCCGAAGCUUUCUACAGGAUAAGGUGCACCAGCUUGAAGGAGGACGGGCCCUUGCGGAUGCUCUUGAAGGCACUGUUGAACAUGUGUUUGAGAAGGCGCCACAUCCCCGCCAUCUGAAGGUAUUAGUUCUGAUGGUGACUGGACCAGUUGAACUGCAUGAGGAGAGGAUAAUAAGGGCAGCCACUGAAGUUAAAUGCAAAGGAUACUUCAUAGUGGUGAUGGCAGUUGGAAAGCUGUUCAGUGCAGGUGAUAUCCGUGUUUUGGCCCAAGUGGCAAGUGAGCCUUCAGAUGUAUUUCUUAAGAGGGUGGAUAGACCUUCAGGCUUCUAUGAUGACCAUAUUCAGACAUUUGCCAGACUGUUGCCCAAGUAUCUUGGCCUUGAAAAUGCUUUCUACUUGUCACCUGAAGUCUCUAAGAAGUGUCAGUGGCAUCAGAGUGACCAGCCACACAAAUUCCAAUUCAGUUUGCCAAAAACAGAUGAGAAACACCAGAAGCAUCAUGGACAGGAAGAGGUUCAUGACAGAACACAUAAAGAAACAGGUAUGGAGAAAAUGCAUCUGGUUAACGUCACCUCCAGCGGAUUCUCCUUGCAGUGGUUGAGUGGCGAUUCAAAGGCCACCCAUGAGGUUACUGUUACUCGCCUGAAGGAUCAUAGUCUGGUGCUGAGGAAAAAUGUGACUGGCAGCCAUCUCUCCAUUUCUGAGUUGGAGGCAGCCGAAACCUAUCAUGUAGUGGUCAAUACUCACAGCGUCAGUGGUCAUGUUUCCAGCACCUACAAAGGCAUUGUUCCCACAAAAUCGGCACAUCUGAAGGUCCUUACUGUAAGUGACGUGAUGGGGAUUGUGCCCACUGCACCCUUAAGUAAACCAGAAACAAAAUCAGCAGAACAAAAAAUGCUUAAUCCCAGUGAAAUGAUGGGGAUGAUGUCCACUGCACCCUUGAGUAAACCAGAAAUUAAAUCAGUGGAACAGAAGGUUCUUACUCCAGAGAUAGAGAUUGCACCCUCUCCACCCUUGAGUAAAUCAGAAAUUAAAUCAGCAGAACAGAAGGUUCUUAUUCCAAGUGAAGUGAUAGAGAUUGCACCCUCUCCACCCUUGAUUAACGCAGAAAUUAAAAUGGCAGAGCAGAAGAUUCUGAGUGAAGCAAUGGGGAUUGUGUCCUCUGCACCCAUAAGUAAACCAGAAAAACUUAACAAUCUUAUGGACCCAUGUUCACUUGACUUUGACACUGGACUGCCAUGCAAAGAUUACCAAGCUAAGUGGUACUUUGACAGAAAGAAUGGAUUCUGUACACAGUUCUGGUAUGGAGGUUGUGGAGGAAAUGACAAUAGGUUUGAGACUGAGGCUGAUUGCCUCAAACGCUGCAUGAAGCCAGUGCCUGAAGCUAAAGCAAGUGAAGAGCAUGUCAAAGCUGUUCAACCCCCAGCACCAGCUCCAGCUGCCCUGCGCUCCAGUGUGGAUAUCUGUAAGCUACCAAAAGAAGAGGGCUCCUGUACUAAAUUUGUGCUUAAAUGGCAUUAUGACCCACUUAGUGGAAACUGUACCCGCUUCUGGUAUGGAGGAUGUGAAGGGAACCCGAAUCGCUUUGAUACACAAGAUGAGUGUGAGAAGGCUUGUGGAAAAGCAGCACCUGUUAAACGAGGGAUCAUCGCUGCAGUUAAAACAUAGGAACUAAUGAAGACUGUAAGCUAACCGCUGACAACACUCAGAGGAUAUAGCACCUAAAACAAGAAGCACAGCCACAGCCAAGAUGCCUGCACUGGAGCUAGCCAGAGGAUUGAUCCAAAGAAAACCUUGAAGUAGUAUUUUCCACAUUUAAAAAAAUGUUUCUUUGUUUCGUGCUGGUGCUACAUUCAGUUUUUUUAUUGUUUUGUUUUUCAUGUGUGUGUGUGGGUUUGAAUAAAACCCAUUGUAAAUGUCCAGGGCUAUUUUUUUAAAAAUGUUACGCUGUUUUAAUCAUGUGGUUUGCUUGUGGAAAUAUCUUGAUCAAAACAUAUCAGUAAAUCUUUGUAGUUAUGAGACAAUUCAUGACAAUUUAGUUCCAUUUUAGUAAAUUUUGCUAAAUUACUACAGAGCCCUUAUUACGUUUUUAGCAUUUUUUUAACUGCUUGAGAGGAAGAAUUUUUAUUGCUCUUUCUGGUCAUAUCGCUGGAGAUCUCCACUGACUCUAAAAUCUCCAAACAAUUUUUUUUUGAUGUUUGAUCAAAUUUACAUCAUCUGAAACCAAGAAAGUAAUUUUUUUAAUAAAUAUGCAUUUUUGGAACCAUUGCCUUACACACAAGUUUUGGUUUCAAAAAGCAAUUGGAAUGUAUUUUUUAAACUGUAUGGGGUGGUGUUUUUUUUUUUAAACUUUGUAUUUCAGUUGGAAAUGGGCAGAUAUAAAUAAAAUAGUCUUUAUAUAAAACUA
This is a messenger RNA of Puntigrus tetrazona (Sumatra barb), 11373 nucleotides long. RefSeq names its product collagen alpha-3(VI) chain-like. Lineage: Eukaryota; Metazoa; Chordata; Actinopteri; Cypriniformes; Cyprinidae. The record is from RefSeq and is a predicted model, not a curated record. Bases 276 to 10634 code for a protein of 3452 amino acids. Gene Ontology annotation, molecular function: serine-type endopeptidase inhibitor activity. The transcript is spliced from 51 exons.